Puntigrus tetrazona (Sumatra barb) is the source of this 4926-nucleotide messenger RNA. RefSeq names its product scavenger receptor cysteine-rich type 1 protein M130-like. The record is from RefSeq and is a predicted model, not a curated record. Gene Ontology annotation, cellular component: membrane. The transcript is spliced from 20 exons. NCBI's taxonomy places the organism in Eukaryota, Metazoa, Chordata, Actinopteri, Cypriniformes, Cyprinidae. The coding region runs from base 241 to 4101 and encodes 1286 amino acids.
UUGGUUGAUGGUCCCAGUCGCUGUGCUGGUAGAGUGGAGGUUCUUCACAGAGGUCAGUGGGGAACAGUGUGUGGCGAUGGCUGGGAUUUAGCUGAUGCUGCAGUGGUGUGUAGAGAACUGGACUGUGGAGAACCUGUAGAUGCUCUGAGUGGUGCUCAUUUUGGUCUGGGAUCAGAACCAUUCUGGAUUAAACAUGCAAAGUGUACUGGAUUGGAGUCAGCACUUAAAAAAUGUGGAUCCAUGUAUUCACUUAUUUAUGACAAGUGUCUUGAAAAAAACGCUCAAGUCAUUUGUUCAGAAGUUAGGUUGGUUGGAGGCUCUCGCUGCUCUGGGAGGUUAGAGAUACUUCAUGAUCAGUCGUGGAUGUCAGUGUGUGAGUCUGUCUUUGACCAGCAGGAUGCAGAGGUUGUGUGUAGAGAGCUGGACUGUGGGGCUCCUGUACAGGUGCUGAGAGAAGCUGCUUUUGACAAAGGAGACACUCAGAUGUGGACACGAGAGAUUCAGUGCAGAGGAAAUGAGUCUCAGAUUCACCUCUGUCCAACAUCUCCAUCACAUGAUAACAACUGUUCACAUGAAAACAGUGCUCAACUGAUGUGUGCAGGAAGUGUGAGAGUGAGGUUGGUUAAUGGUACUGGUCACUGUGCUGGUAGAGUGGAGGUUCUUCACAGAGGUCAGUGGGGAACAGUGUGUGAUAGUUUUUGGGAUAUGUCUGAUGCUGCAGUGGUGUGUAAAGAACUGGACUGUGGAGAACCUGUAGAUGCUCUGGGUGAUGCUCAUUUUGGACCAGGAUCUGGACAAAUCUGGACAAAUCGCAAGUUAUGUAUUGGAUCAGAACCUUCACUGAAGAACUGUGGAGCGGUAGAAUGGGGCCCAUUUCCCUGUGAUCAUACUAAAGACGCUGGAGUCAUCUGCUCAGGUGUCAGGCUUAUUGGAAAUUCCAGUUGCUCUGGGAGGUUAGAGACACUUCAAAAUCAGUCAUGGAUGUCAGUGUGUGAGUCUGUCUUUGACCAGCAGGAUGCAGAGGUUGUGUGUAGAGAGCUGGACUGUGGGGCUCCUGUACAGGUGCUGAGAGAAGCUGCUUUUGACAAAGGAGACACUCAGAUGUGGACACGAGAGAUUCAGUGCAGAGGAAAUGAGUCUCAGAUUCAAAUGUGUCCAACAUCCUUACACAGAGACAGUUGUUCACGUGAUGAUAAUCAGGGGCUGUUCUGUGCUGAUAAAAAGAAUGUGAGGUUGGUUGAUGGUCACAGUCGCUGUGCUGGUAGAGUGGAGGUUCUUCACAGAGGUCAGUGGGGAACAGUGUGUGAUCUUGGUUGGGAUAUGUCUGAAGCUGCAGUGGUGUGUAGAGAACUGGACUGUGGAGAACCUGUAGAUGCUCUGGGUGGUGCUCACUUUGGACAAGGAUCAGGACCAAUAUGGAUGUAUCUCGUGAUUUGUACUGGAUCAGAGUCUACACUCAAGAACUGUGGUUCAUCAGGAUGGAGAAAACACGAAUGUACUCACAGUCUUGAUGCUGGUGUCAUCUGUUCAGGUCAUAAGUCUUCCAGACUCAUUAAUGGAUUUCAUCUGUGCUCUGGGAGGUUAGAGAUACUUCAUGAUCAGUCGUGGAUGUCAGUGUGUGAGUCUGUCUUUGACCAGCAGGAUGCAGAGGUUGUGUGUAGAGAGCUGGACUGUGGGGCUCCUGUACAGGUGCUGAGAGAAGCUGCUUUUGGAAAAGGAGACACUCAGAUGUGGACACGAGAGAUUCAGUGCAGAGGAGAUGAGUCUCAGAUUUCAUUUUGCUCAAUAUCACACAACCAUAACUGUACCAGUGACAAAGUUGUGGGACUUAUCUGUUCUGGUUACAUAGAUCUUAAACUGGUAAACAGUGCAGACUCUUGUUCAGGAAGAGUGGAGCUUCAGUUCCUCAAUGAAUGGGGCACAGUGUGUGUUGCAUGCUGGGAUAUGAGAGCUGCCAGUGUCCUCUGUAGACAGCUGAAUUGUGGGAUUGCUGUGUCUGUUGUGGGAUCAGACUGGUUUGGAGAGGGAAGUGGUGAAAUCUGGGCUGAUGUGUUUGAUUGUGACGGGAAUGAAACAAAACUCUCAGAAUGUUUCAUCUCUUCAUGGAGUCGAGCUGAACGUUCUCAUAGAAGAGAUGUUGGAGUUAUCUGCUCUGGUUCCUCUCUGGCUCUUCAUGAUGGUCUGGUGCGGUUGUCUGGAGAGAGACAGUGUGAGGGGGAGCUGGAGGUUUUCUUCCAUCAGGUCUGGAGGAGAGUUCUGCUGGACUCCUGGAGUCUCACUGAAUCCUCUGUGGUCUGCAGACAGCUGGGCUGUGGCUCUGCGCUCAACUUCUCCGGCUCCUCUUCAUCCAGUCCUGAACACAGUCAUGAGUGUGUGACGGGCUUCCAGUGCUCUGGGAGUGAAGCUCAUCUGGGGAACUGCAGCUCUCCACAAACUCUCAACUGCAGCUCCACACAACAGCUGUCCAUCACCUGCCUUGGUCGCGGGUCCAUCAGGCUGGUGGGUUCUGGGGGAGACUGUGCAGGGAGGCUGGAGGUUUUUCACGGCGGCUCAUGGGGGACAGUGUGUGAUGACUCCUGGGAUAUUAAAGAUGCCCAUGUGGUGUGCAGACAGCUGCAGUGUGGAGUGGCCCUCAGUAACCAGCAGGUACCAGCCUGGUUUGGUCCUGGUUCUGGACACAUAUGGCUGGAUGAGGUGGAGUGUGAGGGGAAUGAGACGUCCCUGUGGAGCUGCUCUUCUCCAGGCUGGGGACAACAUGACUGUAAUCACAAGGAGGAUGUAGGAGUCGUGUGCUCAGAGUUUAAAGAGAUCAGGUUAACUGAAGGCUGUGAAGGGAAUGUGGAGGUUUUCUACAAUGGAUCCUGGGGUAAUGUGUGCUGGAACCAGAUGGACAGAGACACAGCGAGUCUGAUCUGUCAAGAACUGAACUGUGGAAGAUCUGGCAGUGAACCCAGUUAUUCAGAGGGACUGAAGUCUCGUAAUUGGCUGGAUAAACUUAAGUGUCGACGACACGAUUCCAAUUUAUGGCAGUGUCCCUCUUCACCCUGGGGACAGAAUGACUGUGAUAAUAAAGCCGCCAAAAUCACCUGCUCAGAGGAGAAGAGUCAGUCUCCACAGGGCCAUCUGACAUGUUCAGCAUCUCCUCACCAGAGACAACAUUCAAAUCAUGUUCCUCUCAGACUGAGUGGAGGUAAGGGCCGGUGCUCUGGGAGGCUGGAGGUGUAUCAUAACGCUGUGUGGGGCUCAGUCUGUGAUGAUCAGUGGGACAUCAGAGAUGCUCAGGUGGUCUGCAGACAGCUGGGUUGUGGAGCAGCACUGAGGGCUGAUGGGAAUUCAGUCUUUGGUGCUGGUGAAGGUGUUGUGUGGAUGAACAGAGUCGAGUGCAGAGGGAAUGAGAUUCACCUGUGGGACUGUCCUCUCUCCCUGAAAAACCACACUGACUGCUCCCACAAAGAGCACGCUGGACUCACCUGUGCAGAUGUUUCAGAUGUGUCAGUGUCCUCUACUCCUGACACAACAACAUCAGUUUCUCCUCCAGUGCGCUCAACAUCAGUCUCUCUUUCACAAACUCCUCCAGCAGAGUCUCUCUCCGUCUCCCCAGAGCUUGUGAUUGUUCUGGGAGUUGUGCUCUUACUGCUCUUAGUGCCACUGCUUAUACUGAUUCAGCAGAACAGAGUGAUGAGGAGAGCUCUCUCUGACUGGUACACAGGACUUCACAAGACACCUACAGAGCCAGUUUAUGAGGAAAUUUAUCACAGACACAAUCAUGUCACUCAGACAGUGAGUUUGAUCUCUGAAGAACAGAAUUCUGGGUAUGAAGAUAUUGAUGAGCUUCUCUCAGGAUACUAUGAUGAUGUCAUCAUUGAUGGAUUAAAAUCAGAUCACCAGAAAGAAGACACUCCAGAGGACUAUUAUGAUGAUGCCAUUACUAGUGGACAGAACUAUGUGGACACACCAGACGGUUACGAUGAUGUCAUCAUUAGUAGACAGUGCUCUCAAGCAGAGGAAAAUCAGGAGGAGUAUGAUGAUGAUGAUGAUGUGGAGAACAACAAUGAAGAUGAGAGAAACCUGUUAGACUAUGAUGAUGUAGGGGAGGAGUGAAAUGAUGAAGCAGGGGCCACACUUCUGACUGAAGUUUCUGGAGGGUUUUUUCAUUGUUUUUGAUUAAUUUACUUUAGAUUCAUAAACAUAUCUUGAUACAACAUAAUUACACAAACCAUCAUUUAGUGAGUUGAUUGUCAUGAUUACUACAGUUCAGGGUCAGGUUUAAAUGUUUGGUUUCCUGUUUUCUUAACCUUUUAUUAUUAUUUAUUUUGUCAGAGAUUAGCUUUAAUAUUUUGCUUAUGUCUGUUGUGACUUGCAAUGGGGUUUUUUUCUCAGUUUUAUAUGAACUUUUAAGCAGAAAAAAACUUUAAACUUUACUAUGCCAGCUAUAUUAUUUACUUAUAUGCAAUGAUAGGCUACUGACUGUGAAUGAAAGGAACGUUUUUCAAUUGAAUUUUUCAAGUUCAAAAUGUAUUUUAUUUUAAGCGAAUAUAAAGUAGUUUGGAGUAUAACAAUUGCUCACCCUUCGACAUUGUCACAAACACAGUCUCAAAAUAAAUAGAAGGAAACAUUCUGAGGCUCAGAACAAAAAAAGACAGGGAUAUGUCUGAUGCUGCAUUGAUCUGAAGAGAGCUGAACUGUGGAGAACCUGUAGAUGCUCUUUCUAAGGCACACUUCGGCCGAAGUUCAAGAGCAAUCUGUAGUCUUGUCAAAUGUGUUUGUUCAGAAUCCACUAUAAAGGACUGUAGGUCAGCAGGAUGGUACCAUAUUAGAGAUGCUGGAGUCAGAAGAUAAACUGUCCCAAACCCUGCCAUCAAUAAAAAUGUAUCUGUCUUGACUUUUUUUACUUAACUUUUUAAUCAAAAUAUAUUUUUAAAUAAA